AUGCCUUUGACACGCGCCGAGAUCAUUGCAUUCCUCCUCGACAAUGGGGUCGACGCCUCUGAUAUCCGAGUGGCUGAGGGCCGUGGUUUCGACGCUCUCGACGACCUUGCAGCAGGCGUCGGUUGCAUGUUGGAGGAUGAGGCGGCAGUGCGGGGCGUCCUGAAGCGCGCGAGGGUGCAGGCUGCGGCCAGAGAGAGAGAGAACAUGCAACGGCGCCGAUCUGAAAUGGAUGCACAGCUGCGGCCGCUCUCGGCCUCCGAGCGUCGCAGGUUCCGCGAUGCCUUUGACCGCUUCGAUGCCGACGGCUCUGGCGCACUGACCCAGCGCGAGUUUGGACGAGCGAUGAAGGAGUCGGGCAUGUUUCCUUACAGGUACGAGCUCGAUGAGCUCUUCUCUGAGUGCGACAAGGACCGCUCCGGCACCAUCGAAUUUGACGAGUACUGCCGGCUGGUGCAACUCUACCGCACAAAGCAGUCGUGCCUCGAGCGCUUCUGUGAACGCGCCAUCGACCUCUUUCCCUGCAAGCCCGCCACCCAAGGGUCGAAGCGACGGAGACAUCGUGCUGAAGCAGCAGCGGCAGAGCGAGGGGUAGCGAUGCAGGCGAAGCCUGCCGGGGAGGCGGAGGGUGACGGUGAGGAUGGCAGUGCCGCGCAAAAACCGCACGUUGUGAAGUAUCAUCACGCAAGCGAGCCCUCGAAGGAGUCUGCGGUGACGCUGCUGCAGCGGUGCGUCCGCGGCCGCUCGGCAAAGCUGGAGCUGGCGGUGCGGCUUGCACUGCGGCGCGCCGAUCCAGGGUCGGUCGCGGCGGCGCGAGCGAGCCGCGGCCUCGACGCAUGGGCCGCUGUGGUGCAUCAGCUGCUCGGGCCUGCUGCGUGG
This is a messenger RNA of Emiliania huxleyi CCMP1516, 876 nucleotides long. RefSeq lists its product as hypothetical. Gene Ontology annotation, molecular function: calcium ion binding. The transcript has a single exon. The annotation marks the transcript as partial. Lineage: Eukaryota; Haptophyta; Isochrysidales; Noelaerhabdaceae. The record is from RefSeq and is a predicted model, not a curated record.